UCAGUCAAUCAGAGCUUCCCCAUGCGGAGAGGUGGGAGACGCAGACUGACCGACGGACACCAAGGGAGACCCACCAGGUUCACCCAGGGAAACACCUUUCGGGUUCAUUUGACAAGAAGAAGUAUUUUGUUCGCGAGUCACGUCCAUUCGCGCUCGCUUCUGAAGAACAUCGUCUGGCUUUUCCUCACUUCAGAAAGGGGAAAGAAAAUUGGUCCUGAUGAGAAAUUAACGUGACCUUUCACUUUGUUCCGCCAAGGAGACACUUUCCCACCGUCGCUUCUCGCCUUUUCGAGCUUCUUCCUUCUUUUCAGUUCUUUGUUCAUUAAAAUAUCUCGGCCCUCUUUUCUUCGCUGACAUUCCUCUGCUCUUCCCUCUUAAAAAAUGCUUCUCAUUCCUCAUGUCCUCCUCCUUGCCCUCCCCUUCUCUGCACUCUUGACCAUGACUAAUGCCAAAGAGCCACAAAACGAUGGCACACAGGAGACACCUGCCUCUCUCUUAGCCGAACCCUUGCAAGGGACCAGUCAGAGAAUCCCGAGAGACUCAAAUGCCCCCCCAGCACAGAAGCCCAUCAAAGUUCUGAUUUCAGAUACCUGCAUCCAGAAGGACACUCAGAGGGACAGCGGUACCCCCAACCAUGACCAAGGACAGGAGUUGGACCUGGAGCCAGGCAUGCCUCUGGUUCUGACUCACCGGAUCAACUUGGUCCCCAGCUCCUGCACCGAAGGGUGCGAGCCGGAGUUUGCAGCCCUUCGGGAACGACUGCUAAGGCUGGAGAAAGAGGUGUCCACCCUGAAGGAGAAAUGCAGGGCUGUGGAAGGGGGCUGCUGUGGCCAGCAGGGCUCAGGUGCCGGCUGCUCUAAGUGCCCCAAUGAGUGCAGUGACCAGGGCCGCUGCGUGGAUGGAAAGUGUGUCUGUUUUCCGGGGUUCGCGGGCCCUGACUGCAGCAGACUCACAUGUCCUUCCAACUGCAACAACAAGGGAAAGUGUGUAAAUGGGAAGUGUGUGUGUCACUCAGGUUUCACAGGAUCUGACUGCUCCGAAAAAGCUUGUCCUAAUAAUUGUAGGAACAGAGGAGAGUGUGUAAACGGGAAGUGUGUGUGUGCCUCGGGUUUUACAGGACCUGACUGCGCUGGAAAAGCCUGUCCUAAUAACUGCAACAACAAAGGCAGGUGUGUAAACGGGAAGUGUGUGUGUGACUCCGGUUUCAUGGGACUUGACUGCUCCGAAAAGGCCUGUCCAAAUAACUGCAGAAACAGAGGACGGUGUGUAAAUGGGAAGUGUGUGUGUGACUCCGGUUUCAUGGGUCUUGAUUGCUCCGAAAAGUCUUGUCCAAAUAACUGCAGAGACAGAGGACGGUGUGUAAACGGGAAGUGUGUGUGUGACUCCGGUUUCUCAGGCCUUGAUUGUUCUGAAAAGGACUGUCUUAAUGAAUGCAAUAAGAGGGGCAGGUGUGUAAAUGGGAAGUGUGUGUGUGACUCCGGUUUCAUGGGUCUUGACUGCUCCGAAAAGUCUUGUCCAAAUAACUGCAGAGACAGAGGACGGUGUGUAAACGGGAAGUGUGUGUGUGACUCCGGUUUCAUGGGACUUGAUUGCUCCGAAAAGUCCUGUCCAAAUAACUGCAGAGACAGAGGAGAGUGUGUAAACGGGAAGUGUGUGUGUGACUCCGGUUUCAUGGGUCUUGACUGCUCCGAAAAGUCCUGUCCAAAUAACUGCAGAGACAGAGGAGAGUGUGUAAACGGGAAGUGUGUGUGUGACUCCGGUUUCAUGGGUCUUGACUGCUCCGAAAAGUCUUGUCCAAAUAACUGCAGAGACAGAGGAGAGUGUGUAAACGGGAAGUGUGUGUGUGACUCCGGUUUCAUGGGUCUUGACUGCUCCGAAAAGUCCUGUCCAAAUAACUGCAGAGACAGAGGACGGUGUGUAAACGGGAAGUGUGUGUGUGACUCCGGUUUCAUGGGUCUUGAUUGCUCCGAAAAGUCUUGUCCAAAUAACUGCAGAGACAGAGGACGGUGUGUGAAUGGGAAGUGCGAGUGUGACACCGGUUUCAUGGGUCUUGAUUGCUCCGAAAAGUCUUGUCCAAAUAACUGCAGAGACAGAGGACGGUGUGUAAAUGGGAAGUGUGUGUGUGACUCCGGUUUCAUGGGUCUUGAUUGCUCCGAAAAGUCUUGUCCAAAUAACUGCAGAGACAGAGGACGGUGUGUGAAUGGGAAGUGCGAGUGUGACACCGGUUUCACAGGACCCGACUGCUCCACAAAGUCCUGCCCCAAUGACUGCAGCGACAGGGGCAGGUGUGUGAACGGGAAGUGUGUGUGCAACGUGGGCUUCAUGGGACAGGAUUGCUCCCUGAAAUCCUGUCCUGCUAACUGCAACAACAGAGGGCGCUGCGUAAAGGCCAAGUGUGUGUGUCAUGCUGGAUUCACCGGGUCCGACUGCGGCCAAUGUGAAGCCGGUUUCACUGGACCUGACUGCAGCACUGCUCUUCCCGGUGUGACCCAGCUCAGCACCAGAGACCUCACUGAUUCAUCUGUAACAAUUUUCUGGACCCAACCAUCCAUGCAGUACGACAUUUACCACAUCACCUUCACCAGCAAGAAAGAGGGCGAUCAAAGGGUCACGUCGACAGUGGAGGGCUGGCUCUCCACUUACACCCAGACUGGACUGGCUGCAGGCCAGGAGUAUACAGUGACAAUCCAGGGAGAGAAAGAUGGGGUCAUGGGUCAGGAAACCACCAUCGUGUUCAGAACCCUGAUUUCGGGACCCAAAGACCUUCGUGUUGUCAAAACAACCACCACCACUGCUGUUGUCCAGUGGGAACCUCCACUGGGGGACAUUGACAGGUACCGUCUUUUCAUCUCCCCCGGUCAGACUAAUGGAACAGUGUCCAGGACACUGACGCUGCCGCCAGGAAGAGACUCGGCCCAUGUCAAAGGACUCGAAGCAGGGCGGCUGUACAACAUCUCAUUGGUGGCCCAGAGGGGGAGGAGCCAGAGCCAGCCUAUCACAGUACAAAUCAUACCAGGGAACAUGACAAAAGCAAUCACCAAGAAAAUCCCGAAAAAGGUUUCAAGAGAGAAGGCACCGGAGAUGGACAAAACUGAAGUAAAGCCAACGGGGAAGAAGAAGCCAGAUGGAACAAUAUUCUAUAAGAAAGAGGAAGGCAAAAGGGAAGGACUGGAUUCAAUAAAAGAGGGAUACAACAGUGAAACUCAAACUGAAUCAUCAGUAAAACCUGGGCUCAAAAGACCACAAGUUAAGGACAAGAAAGUUUUGUCUAAACCAAGUGACAAAGUAAUUCCUCCCAAAAAGCCCAAAGUCCCAGGCCAGGCCUGGUACAAUGGCACCAGGACUGGCCUUGCAGGUGUGAAGAUAGAAGGUCAGACUUUGCCAAAACAACCUGGAAACAAAAAGCAAACAGAAAAGAAGACACAAAUGAGUCCAUCCAAGCCACCAAGUUUUGUUAACAAGACACAGUCAUUAACAGUGAGACAGAUAAUCUUGGGAAGAAGUCCAAGUCAAGAGACUAAAGAACCACAUACCAUGAAAGAGGAAGGCAAAACUUAUCUUGCAAAUAUAACCCAUAAUUAUACUUCUGGUAAACAGGACUUAGAGAAUCUCAACCAUUUAUCCAAAAGUCCAAAUGUUUGGGAAAACAGAACAAACACAAAUCUGGAACUCAUGGAGCAGCACACCAUGGAUGACAUAAAUGGCAAAGAAAGACACGAGAAGAAAUGCGUUAAAAAAGCUAAUGGAAAUGGACCCACAGCAGGCAUAGCUUUGGGAUCAUCAACCUGCCUGACACCAUCUCAAGAUGACACAAAUUACGGAGCUAAUAAAGAGAUAAUUAGAAGAAAUACCACCAAAAUCCAAACAUUAGAUACAAAUAAUGGCUUAAUUCAAAGUAAGAUGCCAGCGGCUGAUUUGGACACUGAUCCAACAAAAGUGUACACUGUCAAACAACCAUCUCCAGCAGAACAUUUAACAAAAACCCAGAUGGAUACAGAUCAACACAAAGUCUAUCAUUCCCAAAGUCCAACAUAUUCACCCACUUCUUUCCCUCAGCCUUCUCUUCCUCCUCCCUCUGCCUCUCCAUUUGUAGGACAGAAGACUAUGGAAGACAACCAAAAAAUAAGAGGCGAGAACCCUAGAGUGAUUCAUCGUACUGAUUCUGAUACUUCCUCUCAUCGUGUAGCUUUUCCCUAUAUCCAAUUCCGCACAGUUGCACCCACCCAACACUCAACCUACAGCAGCCUUAAAGUAGAGAACAAAGCAGGUCCUUCACAACCUUUCUCUACCAUUACAGAAUUAGACCCAGAAGUUUUAUAUCAUAAUGGAGAUCAGAAGAAUGAAAAGCGAGAGGACGUAACCUUAGAAGUAGAUAAAACAGAAGCUGGAAAGACAGAGGGCAAAAUGCCAACUUCUCAGCACCAAAAUGCCAAGAAUUUUCCCGUCCGCCGCAUUCAUGGGGGACAGUUACGCAACAGGACCCGACCAGUUCUUAGGAUGCCAUACCACUCCUCCAGAGGGCCCCCCCGUAGACCGAUAAAACCUACAGUAAAACAAGGAAAUAAUACCUUUGGUGGCAAAAUUAUUUUAAGCACUCAAGGAUGGCAGGGCAACUACACAAAUGGCCAAACAAAUGACAGCAUCAAAAUAAUUGCAAAUUAUCUGUCCAAAAGAAACAAUAUCACUGAGAGGAAAAUGACAUAUGGUUCUGUGAAAACAGAUCUAAAUGGGACAUUGAGGGAAACAGGUCUGAAACCAAAAACAGUUCCAUCAGGUUAUGACUCCAGCCAAGAUGUAACUAGUGGUGGAACUCAAGCAAGCAAGGUGCCCACGUACUCCAAAGUUAGUGCAAGUGGGCAAUCCAACAGAUCCACCAGUGCUACGAAACAACCAAGUCCUGGCCUUAGCUCGGUGAGUGUGCAGAACAUAACCUCCAGGGGAUUUGUGCUGAUUUGGGAUGCACCAGAAGGAAUGUUCAAAAACUUCAUUGUAAGCAGGUAUGAAUUUGCCACAGAGAACAGGAAUGAAACGAACAAAGAAGAUGAACAGAUGCCAAAACCGGGACUCAGCCAGACCCCUGAUGAAGAAGCUGGAGACCCGGCCACUGUAAUCAAAAACAAAAGCAAACCAGACAGUUACAGGAAAAGUAUCAGUGGUGGCAGCAGGAAUGACACUGCUUCUCCCUCAGAACCAAACCAUGGUCCCAGACUGAAGGUUCGAGGUCCCCAGAAGUUUUCACAGGUCAUUCCCGGCACCGCUCGUUCCCUUCAGUUCCAGAACCUUCGUCCUCAGACCCGCUACUCUGUGUCACUGUUUGGGAUGGGUCCUCGGAUCAGAUCAAAAAUGCAUCAGCUCAAGAUUGAGACAGGUCCAGAGCCUCCAUCUGACCUCAAGUUCAGCAAUGUGACAGAUUCCUCCUUCUAUGUGUCCUGGAUCAAACCCAGGAGGCCUGUGACGGGGUUCAAGGUCACCUUCGCGCACAUGAAAGAUGGGGAGCCUAUCUCGCUGUCACUGAACUCCCAUCAGUCCAGCGUCCCUCUGUCCGCCCUCUCUCCUGGGUCAUCCUACGAGGUCAGCGUGAUUUCCACACAAGGAAUGGACGAGAGCGACCCAGUGAAAGGAGUCGUUGUCACAGCCCCCGACCCACCCACUGAUCUCCGAGUUAUCAAUAUCACUGACUCCAAUGCUCUACUGCUAUGGAGGCCUGCGUUGGCAGCCGUUGAUCAGUACAUCAUUGUUUACGGCUCUGAGAAAGGGUCAGAUGUGAUGAUCACCAUGUCGGGAAAUGCAGCUGAGCAGCAACUAAAGGAUCUCCAGGGUUCCACGCUGUACACGGUCACAGUCUCUAGCCAGUUGGGUAAUCAGCGGAGCAGAGGGUCCACCACACGGUUCACCACUACCAGCGCAGGCUCUGUUGACAGGGUAGAGGGUCCGAGGGACCUGAUUGCCAGCCAGGUGACACCACGGUCUGCUGUGUUGACAUGGAAGCCUCCUACGCACACACUGGCGAGCUACAAGCUGACCUAUCAGACAGCUGGCCAGGAGAUGACGGAAGUGACCCUCGAUGGCUCCGCCACCCAGCACAAGCUGAAGAGACUCCAACCCAAGUCGAAGUACACCGUGAGGCUGCAGGGAGAGCGGCAGGGGGAGUACAGUGUGGCCAUCUCCACUGACUUCACCACGGGUACGCUCGCCUUCCCUUUCCCCACCGACUGCUCCCAGGAGCUGAUGAAUGGGGUCCAUGACUCUUACGAGGUGGAGGUCUUCCCCAAUGGGCCACAGGGGCAGUCGGCCUUGGUCUACUGUGACAUGGAGACCGAUGGAGGGGGCUGGACGGUUAUCCAAAGGAGAAUGGAUGGGAAAACUAAUUUCUUCAGAGGCUGGCGGGAGUAUAGCGCCGGCUUUGGCAACAUCAGCGGAGAGUUUUGGAUAGGCAACGAGUUGCUUCACAACCUGACCCGAAUGACCCCCAUGGCCCUGCGCAUAGACCUUCGCUCAGGGUCCGAGUCUGUCUUUGCCCACUACUCCUCCUUCUCCGUUGACACGCAGAAGAAUCACUAUGCCAUCCAGGUGUCUGGCUACUCGGGCACUGCUGGGGACUCCAUGAAGUACCACAAUGGGCGUCCAUUCUCCACCCGAGACAGAGAUCCCAACCCCUUCAUCACCCGCUGUGCCGUGUCAUACCGUGGGGGCUGGUGGUACAAGAAUUGCCAUGAGGCCAACCUUAAUGGCCUGUAUGACACCCACACCAACCACCAGGGCAUAAUAUGGACAGAGUGGAAAGGCAAGGACUUCUCAAUCCCGUUCACUGAAAUGAAGAUCCGACCAUCCUCCUUCACCCCCUCAACUCAGGGCUAGAGAAAGCAUAAGAUGUACAGUUCGAAAGAGAGACUGAGAGAUGGAAAAUGCACGCCACCUUCACACAAUUCAUCACCUCACACCACUAUCCACUGUACAAUUCACACUUAGAUCAGUGCCUGUAAACACACACACGUACAAUGUAACUCAAAUUCUUCAGCUAAAGGCAAUAAAUAUAUACACAGUCUAGCCCAAACAGCAAUAUAUGUCAACAUGACGUACCAAACCAGUAAUCAAUAUAUUAUUUUGUACAGUUUUUCAUAUAUCUGAAAAACUGUACAAAUUUCUGUACAUUCUGAACUUUAACAGCGAGAGUGUUUGAAUUUUGCAGUUUCUGUGCUAUUUUAAUGUCACCCAGCAUUGCUGCAGUCCAAUAAAGUUAUGGCGGAAGCAGGUAUACGAAAUAAUGUUUAAAACACACUGUAUGCUUCUUUCAUUGUCACUUCCACAGAAUCAGGUUACUAUAAAAACUGUGAACGUACUAAUUGAAGAUAUCCAUUCUAGUCCACAUUAAGAAGGUACUGGUCUUGCUGUUCAUGUUUGCAGGUCGUACUAUAGGGCUUUGUAUAAAAUUGUCCACCACGGAUUAUAAGAAAUGUAUUGAAUGACUUUAUGUGCCAUUUUAGAACUAAAGCUGCAUUGAGAAAUGUACCAAAUUUGUAACGUUAAAUCAUUUCUCUGUAAUGUGCUGUAGUUUGAACAGGUUCACAAUACCAUGUUUAAUUAUCCUGUUUUUGUUCUGUAUUACUCUGUUUGUAAUUGACAGGUGCAGAACUUUAUUUUACCACUACAAUUAUGUCUGUCCAGCUCAAAUUAAAACAAGCAGGAGUAGAUUGAAUGAGACAGUGUUGUAUACAGUGUUACUUUUUCUUAAAUACAUUUCUCAACCUGUCAUGUAUAUUAAACUGGCUUAUGGUAGACUGGGCUGUGACUUUUGUUGAUGUGACUGCACUGGUAAUAGAAUUUAUAACUAACCACCCAUACCUACAGUAUGUUGUUUUAUAGUAGGCAAGAUAUAUAUUUAUUUCUGUCUCCCCUGGACAGAACACAGCCAGGCUUUUUUGGGCUAGACUGGACUGCAGCAAGGUGGCCAGACAGGAUACCAUAGAAAAAGAAAAACAGGUGUGGUCAAAAGAUGGGCAAUCAUCAGAAAGGGCACUGAAGGUUCUCCUAGGCCACACACAGGGAAAAAGUUAAGAUGAAGGGGUGUGGCUACAUAUAAGUGGCCAGAUGCUUCUCGUUCAGUUGCUUUAUUGAAGAGUUGCAGGCGGGGCUUGUAAUGCAAAAGUUUCUUUAUGAAUAUGCAAAUUAUAGAGGAGAAUUUAAAUAUGUAUAAUGUUUUUGAAUUGUAUAACAAGUUGACAUGUUAUAUGGUAGAUUUAAGCUGUACACAUGUUAAAAUUUGUCAUUUACAGUGUAAUUUAAAGUAUUUUUGAUGGAAACAUUUCUGUUCUUAAGAACUGGAGUGUAUAAGUUCUCAUUUCAGCUCUUUGUUUCACCACUAAACUGAGGACACAGUUCUCGCCAGGAUCAGUCUUUUAGAGAAUAUGUUUCAGAAGCGGAAUAUCCAUCAUCAUCACCAUCAUCAUCACCGGAAGCAGCAACUUCAGAAAGAAAUCCGCAGACUACCUGUAGCGCUUCUGAUACAAGUGUGACCUCUGCCAUCAAUGAUACAAUAAACUCUUUAUUAUUACCAUUCCCUUUCUCUCUUCUUCUCCUGUGUCCUGCUUCCUAGUUACUGUGAGU
Scleropages formosus (Asian bonytongue) is the source of this 8604-nucleotide messenger RNA. It is a transcript of the gene tnxbb, whose product is annotated as tenascin XBb. The transcript is spliced from 18 exons. The record is from RefSeq and is a predicted model, not a curated record. NCBI's taxonomy places the organism in Eukaryota, Metazoa, Chordata, Actinopteri, Osteoglossiformes, Osteoglossidae. Gene Ontology annotation, molecular function: protein binding. The coding region runs from base 382 to 6858 and encodes 2158 amino acids.